This is a messenger RNA of Entrophospora candida, 168 nucleotides long. NCBI's taxonomy places the organism in Eukaryota, Fungi, Glomeromycota, Glomeromycetes, Entrophosporales, Entrophosporaceae. The record is from the annotation of a GenBank genome assembly.
AUGCAAAUAGAUAGAUCAGAUAAACCAGAUACAGCAAUAAAACUAUCAGACAAUAUGCAAAUAGAAGAAAUUUUUUUAAAUCAAGAAGAGACUAAAGAGGUUAAAGGGGGGAAAAAUGGUAAGAAAACAAAUAACAUCGAACAUAAGACAAGGGAAUUACAACAGUAG